Messenger RNA from Jaculus jaculus (lesser Egyptian jerboa), 1575 nucleotides. RefSeq names its product ankyrin repeat domain-containing protein 7-like. The record is from RefSeq and is a predicted model, not a curated record. The coding region runs from base 88 to 1503 and encodes 471 amino acids. Gene Ontology annotation, molecular function: protein binding. The transcript is spliced from 14 exons. Lineage: Eukaryota; Metazoa; Chordata; Mammalia; Rodentia; Dipodidae.
UUAUCAGUAUUACAUUCUUACUUUUAAGUAUUUUCAUUGGUUGGGGAAAAGAGAAGUGGCGGCUGUGAACCCCAGGAAGAACCAGCCAUGAAGAAGUUGAUUAACUUCUUCACUAAGGAAAAACCUUUUGAAGAUCCGAGGGUGUCGGGUCCUGGCCCGCCCAGGUACCACACCUACUACGAGCCUCAGAAUAAGGUCCACGAGGCUGCAGCCUUCGGAUUUACAGGCCUCUUGGAACUUUACCUGAAGCGCAAGGAGUCUUACAGGGGCAAAACAGAUGUGAAGAAGAGGACUCCCCUUCACUAUGCUUGUGUAUAUGGCCAUCUGGACGUUGUGAAGCUCUUGAUUAAGCGGAAAUGCAGUGUUAAUGCAGUGGAUUUGCGCCUUGUCUCACCUCUCAUGAAGGCUGUUCAGUGCCGAAAUGAGGAAUGUGCAAAAUACCUUCUCCGACAUGGUGCUCUGACGAACAUAGCGGACAACACAGGCAGCACGGCUCUGCACUAUGCAGUCUACAAUGGGGACAUAAGCCUUGCUUCAAUGCUGCUGAAACACCGUGCAGAUAUUAACUUGGAGAACGAGAGGCAACUGCCACCACUUUUACUGGCUCUUCAACAAAAACAGGAGGAGAUGGCAAUAUUCUUAAUCAAUAACAAUGCCAACAUAUUCAUAUGUGAUAAGGUGUUAAGGACCAGCCUCAUCUAUGCUGUUAGAUAUGAAUUAGCAAAGGCUGCAGAGGUUUUACUUGAGAGAGGUGUAUCUGUCAUGGCAAGAGAUGGUUAUAAUCUCACGGCCAUUGAAUAUGCAGUUGAAAAUAAAAGUAAGAUUCUUCCAUUGUUGUUGGCUUACGCCAAGAAGAGGAGAACAACUUCAGAUGAUAGCGACACAUCAUCAACAACAGAUAAAGAGGAAAUAGCAGAAGACAAGAAAACCAGUCAUGGUGGCAGCGAAAAUAAUCAGACAUUGAGAAAAUCCACAAAGCAAGAAAUAGAAACCGAAGAAAGUAAGAAGAUCCAAGCUGCAGCAACAGAUGAACGGAAAAAAGCAGAAGACAAGAAAACCAGUCAUGAUGGCAGGGAAAAUAAUCAGAAAUUGCAGAGAAAAUCCACAAAGCAAGAAAUAGAAACCAAAGAAAGUAAGAAGAGCCAAGCUGCAGCAACACAUGAACGGAAAAAAGCAGAAGACAAGAAAACCAGUCAUGAUGGCAGAGAAAGUAAUCAAAAAUCGGAAAAAUCCACAAAGCAAGAAAUAAAAACCAAAGAAAUUAAGAAGAUCCAAGCUGCAGCAACAGAUGAACGGAAAAAAGCAGAAGAUAAGAAAACCAGUCAUGAUGGCAGAGAAAGUAAUCAAAAAUCGGGAGAAGCCAGAAAGCAAGAAACGAAAAACAAAGAAAGUAAGGCUAUCCAAGCUGGUAAGGUUGCAAAUAUGUGUGAAUAUUACUCCAUUCCAAACUCUCUUCCAAGAAGUGUAAGUGUACAAAUGCACAACAGUCUUCAUUUUCUUUAGUUUUUUUCUCUGUUGCUGAUUCUCUGCACCCCAGUGCUUCCUGAAAAUGCUUCAACCCUCUGAAAUACAUGC